Messenger RNA from Chiloscyllium plagiosum (whitespotted bambooshark), 1307 nucleotides. Lineage: Eukaryota; Metazoa; Chordata; Chondrichthyes; Orectolobiformes; Hemiscylliidae. The record is from RefSeq and is a predicted model, not a curated record.
AUGUGGAAUCAUUCCUGGAGCAGAUACCGGCACGGGGAAUCAUUCCAGGAGUGGAUACUGGCACGGGGAAGCAGUCCUGGAGCGGAGACCAACACGUGGAAGCAGUCCCGGCACGGGAAAGCGGUUCUGGAGCAGAGACCGGCACGGGGAAGUAGUCUCGGAGUGGAGACCAGAGAGGGGAAGCAGUCCCGGAGCAGAGACCGGCUUGGGGAAGGCGUUAGUCCCGGAGUGGAGACCGGCAUGGGGAAGCAGUCCCGGAGUGGAGACCAGAGAGGGGAAGCAGUCCCGGAGCAGAGACCGGCAUGGGGAAGGAGUCAUGGUGUGGAGACCGGCACGGGAAAGCAUUCCUGGUGCAGAGACCGGCACUGUGAAGCAGUCCUCGAGCAGAGACCGGCACGGGGAAGCAGUCCUCGAGCGGAGACCAGUGAGGGUAUGCAGCCCCAGAGCAGAGUUUGGCAUGGGGAAGCAGUCCUGGAGCAGAGACAUGCAUGCGGAAGCAGUCCCGGAGCAGAGAUCGGCAUGGGGAAGCAGUCCUGGAGCGGAUACCGGCACGGAGAAGCAGUCCUGGAGCGGAUACUGGCACGGAGAAGCAGUCCCGUAGCGGAGACCGGCACGGAGAAGCAGUCCUGGAGCGGAGACCUGCACGGGGAAGCAUUCCUGCAGCUGAUACCGGCACAGGGAAGCAGUCCCAGAGCGGAGACCGGCACGGGGAAGCAGAGACCGGCACGAGUAAGCAGUCCUGGAGCGGAGAACGGCACAGUGAAGCAGUCACGGAGCGGAGACCAGCACGGGGAAGCAGUCCUGAAGCGGAGACUGGAACGGGGAAGCAGUCCCGGAGCAGAGACCGGCACGGGGAAGCAGUCCCGCAGUGGAGACCGGCACGAGGAAACAGUCCUGGAGCAGAGACCGGCACGGGGAAGCAGUCCUGGAGCGGAGACUGGCUUGGGGAAGCAGUCCUGGAGCGGAGACCGGCACGAGGAAACAGUCCUGGAGCGGAGACCGGCACAGGGAAGCAGUCCUGGGCAGAGAUCAGCACAGGGAAGCAGCCCUGGGCUGAGGCUGGCGCAGGAAGAGAGUUCCAGAGAAAACCUAUCUUGGAGCAGCUGACAGUCGGUGCAGAGCAGACUAAAGGUUUGGAGCAGAGCAGGACUGGGGUCGCUGGACUGGGGUCUGGCGCGGGUGGUCAGAUCACAUGCGAAAGGCCCCACGUUGUGUUUAUUUGUAUUAUGUUUAUCUGAUUAUAAUGUCUACCCUUUUAACUAUGUUUUCUUUCUAACUUAUACAAUGAAUCACUGUAAAGUAAUGUA